This is a messenger RNA of Nylanderia fulva, 778 nucleotides long. Lineage: Eukaryota; Metazoa; Arthropoda; Insecta; Hymenoptera; Formicidae. The record is from RefSeq and is a predicted model, not a curated record.
UAUAAAGCUUAUACAAGAUGUAAGGCAGUGUAGUGAGAACAUUUCUAUCCAACAAAAGUUUAUCUUUUCUUAACAUGAAUUUAUUGACAAUCACUUUGUGCGUUCUACUGGAAGUGCUAAUAGCGAAAACGCAAAGAUUACCUGCCGAUUCUUUCAACACCAAUAAACUUGUAGCUUAUGGCGCUCCAUCUGCUACGCUACUUCCAGAUGUUAUUUCAAAUUAUCCACAACCAAACAGCAAGCCUCUUUAUAAUUACAGCUAUAACACUGAUACUGGCAUUCGAGUUCAGGAGGACGGUCACAUCAACCAUAUAAAUACCGAGCAGGAAGCCUUGGAGGCACGAGCCAAAAGGUGCUCACUGCCUGAAAUACCACCACUAAUCAAAAAGGCUCUUCAGUACAUCGCCGAACAUCCCGAGGAAAAUGCGGAAAAACACUAGAUGUGACAAAAAAGUGAGUAAAAUCAGCAAAUCAUAGGCAACAGCAACCGGUCUUGACAAGAUGACAGAUCGGAAAAAGCUUAGAGUGGUGCUUAGCUCAUCAAUGGUAGAUGCUUUGAGGAUGAUUGAUAUUUUCUUGAAGAACAUCUACCAAUCUUGAGACUCGACGAGAAAAAUAAAAAGUCUAAGAUAUUAAAAGAGAUAUUGGAAUUUUUAAAUGACGGAUAAACUAUGUGCAAAAUGUUAAUAAGUGUAAUAAGAAUUUUCUCUCCAAGUUAUUGUAUUAUCUUUUUAUCGACAAACUUGUUUUUUUAGAAUAAUACAUAUAAAUAAUUUGA